AUGGUUGAUGGAAAACCAAUUAGUCUCGGUCUUUGGGAUACGGCAGGACAAGAAGAUUAUGAUAGAUUACGUCCGCUUUCGUAUCCUCAAACUGAUGUUUUUUUAAUUUGUUUUUCUUUAGUUAGUCCUUCUUCUUAUGAAAACGUUAAAAGCAAGUGGUAUCCUGAGAUUAUGCAUCAUACAACUAACACUCCACUUAUUCUUGUUGGCACCAAGCUUGAUCUUCGUGAAGAUAAAGAAACAAUUCAAAAAUUAAAACAAAAGAGUCAAAUUCCCAUCACAUAUCCACAAGGUCUUCAAAUGGCAAAAGAUAUCGGUGCUGUAAGAUAUCUUGAAUGUUCUGCUUUGACUCAAAAAGGUUUGAAAAGUGUUUUUGACGAAGCAAUUCGUGCCGUGCUUUGUCCUCCACCAAUUCAAAAAAGAAGAAAAAAUUGUGUGAUUUCAUGA
Molecule: messenger RNA, 447 nt
Organism: Entrophospora sp. SA101
Lineage: Eukaryota; Fungi; Glomeromycota; Glomeromycetes; Entrophosporales; Entrophosporaceae
Source: the annotation of a GenBank genome assembly